AUGCAUUUUUCAAUCAUGCACGCUCUCACUCUUGCCCUCUUCGGAGGCCUUGUAACGGCCGACUGCUGUAAAAACGGCCUCGACUACUGCGGCUAUGGUCUUCUCAACAAAGGCAAUUACUAUGGAGAAAUUCAGACUGCGCUUGAGAGGGCUGGGCUACCCGUAGACCCCGAUCAUGUGCGGUACACGCUGUUCCACUGCGGCGCAUGCACGGACACCCCAGUUGUCAGGUACUGUGGUGUUAACCGAUGCACAGAUGGAGGAUCCGGGCACAGCGACUAUUGCAGUUAG
Messenger RNA from Exserohilum turcica Et28A, 291 nucleotides. RefSeq lists its product as uncharacterized. Bases 1 to 291 code for a protein of 96 amino acids. The transcript is spliced from 2 exons. The record is from RefSeq and is a predicted model, not a curated record. Lineage: Eukaryota; Fungi; Ascomycota; Dothideomycetes; Pleosporales; Pleosporaceae.